CCAUAAUACUCUAAAUAGAAAGGCUAAACAUGGCAGGCUCCUCUGUAGGAAUGACUACACUGCUAUGUAAUAUGAAUAAACAAGUUGCAAUAUUUUAUCCAACGAUUACUUACCAAAGGCACAGUUGGUGUGUGAUAAGGAGAAUAUGUAUGUCUGUCUCCCGAUGCCAGAGUCAAGCCCAAACAAAACCGAAAAGUGCUCCCCAGGAGCUGGUAGGUGUGGUGGGUCUGGAGAUCCAUGCUCAGAUCCACUCCAACACCAAGCUGUUUUCUGGCUCCCAGGUCGGGUUCCAGGCUCCACCUAACUCCCUGGUGUCCUUCUUUGAUGCCUCCUUACCUGGAACUCUACCUGUGCUGAACAGACGAUGUGUGGCGGCUGCAGUGAUGACAGGUUUGGCCCUUAACUGUACAAUCAACAGGAAGUCUCUCUUUGACAGGAAGCACUACUUCUACGCUGACCUUCCUGCGGGCUACCAGAUCACCCAACAGAGGCUGCCCAUCGCGGUGGACGGCACCCUGACCUACAGUCACCUGGGGGGCCGUAAGAGGAACGCGGUGGUCACCAAGAGUGUCAGGAUCAAACAGAUCCAGUUAGAGCAGGACAGUGGCAAGAGCCUCCACGAUGACUACAGGAACCAGACCCUUAUAGACCUCAACAGAGCAGGUGUGGGUCUGAUGGAGCUGGUGAUGGAGCCAGACAUGAGCUGUGGAGAGGAGGCAGCAGCAGCCGUCAGAGAGAUGCAGCUCAUACUGCAGGCUCUAGGGACCUGCCAGGGAAACAUGGCUGAGGGCCAGCUGAGAGUGGAUGCCAACGUGUCCGUCCACAGACCUGGGGAUCCUUGGGGCAUCAGGACUGAGGUUAAGAACAUCAACAGUGCCCGCAACCUGGCCAGGGCCAUAGACUAUGAGAUCCAGAGACAGAUGUUUGUCCUGGAGAGCGGCGGCACGGUGCAGAACGAGACACGGUCGUUUGAUGGCAAGACUGGUCACACCAUUCCAAUGAGAGACAAGGAGGGCCUUCAGGACUACAGGUUCAUGCCGGAGCCCAACCUGCCUCCUCUGAUGGUGUACGAGGCGUGCUCUACAGCCCCCCCUGGUGUUGCCCCCAGCCAGGUGGUGGUUCUGGAGGAGGUGAGGGAGAGGCUGCCGGAGCUGCCCAGCGUCAGAAGGCAGAGGCUGGUGGAGACCUACGGCAUCCUCCCCGAACACAGCUUCACCCUGGUGAAUGAGGACGGGCUGAUGGACUACUUUGAGGCCGUCGUCAGGGAUACUAAGGCUGGGCCGAGAAAGGUGAUUGGCUGGGUGAUGAAUGAGCUGCAGGGCCUCCUCCAUCAACAGAACCUGAGUGUCAGCCAGAGUCCGAUCUCUCCUCAAGCUCUAGCCCAGAUACUGAAUCUCCAGGAGAAUGGACAUAUCUCUUCUUCUAUCGCCAAGCAGGUGUUCCAGGAGCUGUGGAAGACCCCAGGUAAAACGGCCCAGCAGAUCGUCAAGGAGCAGGACCUGGGGAUGGUCAACGACAGCACAGAGAUCCACAGGAUUUGCCAGAAGGUGGUGGACUCACACCCAGACCAGGUCCAAGCUAUUCGCAGUGGGAACAAAAAGGUUCUGAACAAGCUCAUGGGUCUGGUCCAGAAGGAGACUAAAGGCAGGGCUGACCCAGUCCUGGUACGGGCCAUCCUGGAGCAGAAGACAUCCUGAGGACUAACUAACACUGUCUUUGGCCACCUUGACUGCCUCAACUUUUAUAUGCUUGGUGGAAUAUCAAACUGGUCCAAGAGGCAGCAAGCAUGACAUCUUUAUGGCGUCAUUAUAGUUAUGGCGUCAUCAUAGUUAUGUCCUCUGGUCAAGAGGAUUAUUGUUGCUAAAUCAACUGUCUCUCAUGUUGUCUUCUGGCACCAUACCCGCCUUUAAGUUGUAUUAUUACUUUAUUUGUGUACAUAAAUAUAUUCUAAUUCUC
Oncorhynchus gorbuscha (pink salmon) is the source of this 1956-nucleotide messenger RNA. RefSeq names its product glutamyl-tRNA(Gln) amidotransferase subunit B, mitochondrial-like. Gene Ontology annotation, molecular function: glutaminyl-tRNA synthase (glutamine-hydrolyzing) activity. The transcript has 13 exons. NCBI's taxonomy places the organism in Eukaryota, Metazoa, Chordata, Actinopteri, Salmoniformes, Salmonidae. Bases 30 to 1697 code for a protein of 555 amino acids. The record is from RefSeq and is a predicted model, not a curated record. Gene Ontology annotation, biological process: mitochondrial translation; glutaminyl-tRNAGln biosynthesis via transamidation.